Messenger RNA from Ornithorhynchus anatinus (platypus), 3152 nucleotides. RefSeq names its product ubiquitin carboxyl-terminal hydrolase 47-like. Lineage: Eukaryota; Metazoa; Chordata; Mammalia; Monotremata; Ornithorhynchidae. Gene Ontology annotation, biological process: protein deubiquitination. Gene Ontology annotation, molecular function: cysteine-type deubiquitinase activity; cysteine-type endopeptidase activity. Gene Ontology annotation, cellular component: cytosol; nucleus. The transcript has 13 exons. The record is from RefSeq and is a predicted model, not a curated record. The coding region runs from base 93 to 3056 and encodes 987 amino acids.
GAAAGGGAAACAGAAGUGGAAACGAAGCGCUCGGCCCAAGGUCUAAAGCGGUUUCGGGUCGGCGUCUGGGAGACCAACGGGCAGGAUUCUAGAUGGAUGCAUGGUUUUCCCUCAUUCCUGCCUUUACUCCUCAUGCCCCGUGUUUUCCUCUUCUAUAUAAUCUGCUCGAGGUCAUCUUCAAAAGACUAAUACAAAACAUGCAUAAGUGGAACAAGGUUAACGGCAGAUCUGGAAAGACUUCACAACCCCGCUCAGACCAAGACUCAUUUCUAGAUGAAGAUCUGUUUCCAGACCAACCCUCGCUUUCAGGCAGAGGCUCCUUCUCAGAUCAAGACUCAUCGACAGAUGGAGACUCCAAAGAGUUUGUUGGAUUGAUCAACCAAGGUUCGACCUGCUAUUUGAAUGCCCUGCUUCAGUGUCUUUUUCUGACACCAGAGUUCCAGGAAAAAAUCAGCGAGGAGCCUCCUCGGUCAUCUACGGUUGAGGAGCGACUCGGCCAGGUAUUUAGGAAGCUGAAGGAAAAGAAAUCUUCUGUGGAAACCCGGGAACUCACCCAGUGCCUGAAGCUGAGCCCUACCCUUCAAAGGGACGUCACUGAAAUCUUUCAUCUUUUACUCUUCUACCUGGAUAGAGAUGAUUUAAGGGAGGUGUUCGAGAGCACACUGAUGAACACCAUCGUGUGUCAGGAAUGUCAGUACGCUGAGAAUGUUGAAGCCGAAAGAAAAACGCUUCUCGUCUCUCUGCCUAUAAACGGAGACACUGUCAGUGUGAAAGCAGCUCUCGACAAUUUCCUCCAAGACACGACUUUUGGGGAUCAGGACAACAUGUUUUACUGUGGACAGUGUGAUCGGAAAACCCCAGCAAACAUGGCCCGGCCUGGUGUUGAGGCGGAAAAAAAGCGUCCUUAUUCCGGAUACGCUUCUCAUCCCCGUUGGCCUCAGCCUUCCUCGCACGUCACCUCGCCCACACACGUGCUUAUCUGCAAAGCCUCGGCGAGCCUCUCUGACUCCCUGCCUGCGGCUGGGGGCGGGAUCGCAACGAAACAGACGUUCACGGCAGUCCCUCCGGUUCUGGCCAUACAGCUCAGGAGAUUUGAAAUGAGAGAUGGGAGACUUCAGAAAUCAAACAUUCCCGUUGAAACCUCCCAAACCUUAGAGCUUCAAACUAUCGAGAAGGAAACGAAACAGUACAAGCUCUUUGCUGUUUGCCAUCAUCAUGGAACUCACGUUGGCGGCCACUACACAGCCCACAUCCGUCCUGCUCAACAUAACAGAUGGUAUCAUUUCAAUGACCAGAGCGUUACUGCGAGUGAACAGUUUGCAGAAGAAGAGUACAAAAGGUCCUCUUAUUUGCUGAUGUAUCGCCAGGACAGAUUCAAACCAAGAGCAGAGAGAACUGGUGCAGCGGUGAUGAUGACCGAGCCCAGGAAGACAACAGUGAAGCCUAAUGGAGAUUUUCAGCACUUAAAACGACACUCUCGUGAAGCAGAACCUCACACGGGGAGCACUGGCGAUAAGGGGGCUGAGAAAUCAGGAAGAGCAGAAGGCAAAAGGGUAGAGGGUGCAGGAGUGGAGAAGCCUAGCCCAGACGGGGAGCCUCCCUUGAAUAAUUCCCAGGGAAAUCCCACAGAGAUGUCAGAAUGUUUUCUAACUCUUAACCGCACAAGCUCACAGCCUUCUCGGAGAUCUAGGCCUCAGGGAUACCACAGGGCGGCCUCACCUCCCAGUGAAUUUUCUGGUGGGGUAAGGAGGAGCUGGGAGGAAUUAGGAUAUUCCAGCCCCCAAGGCAUCUCUCCCGACGGUAUCCACCAAAAGGAUCCCUUGGAGUCAGAGACAAACCCAGUACAAGGACCUGAUGGGCCACAGCAAAUAGGUCCCUUUGCACAGAAAGACAGUUCGGAACUGCAGUGGAUCAAGGCACAGAGGUUUGGCACCUCCUCAGGACUCCCCCAGGGGACUUGGGGCCCCCCACCAGUCAGUCCAGGCAACAGAAACAGGACGAUGGGGCAAGAAAAAGAAGUCCACCUGAUGGGCCGGUACCACGCCAGGGACCCUGAACAAUCUGUCUCCACCGAGAGCGCUGCUGAUAGGGGGCCUGAAAGCCAGGAAGAACAGAGGCCAAUCUCAAGGGUAGAGGGUGCAGGAAUUGAGAAGCGUAGCCCAGAUGGGGACUUUCCCAUGGGUGAAGCAGAAUCUCACAUCGGAAGCACUGGUGAUAAGGGGCCCGAGAGGCAGGAAGAAACGAUGAUACCAGGCAACGGGGUAGAGGGUGCAGGAAUGGAGAAGCGGAGCCCAGACAGGGAGUCUCCUUUGAGUAAUCUCCAGGGAAAUCCCACAGAGAUGUCAGAAUACGUGCUAACUCUCGACCACCCAAGCUCACAGUAUACUGGGGGAUCUAGGCCUCGGGGAUACCUCAGGGAGUCCUCACAGCCCACUGAAUUCUCUGGUGGGGGAGGGAAGAGCAGAGAGGAACUAGGACAUCCCAGCCCCCGAUGGAUCCGCCCUGACAGUAUCCACCAAAAGGAUCCCUUGGAGUCAGAGAGGUCCCCAGAGACGAACCCAGUUCAAGGACCCGAUGGGCCACAGCAAAUAGGUCCCUUUGCACCGAAAGAAAGCUUGGAACGGGAGACGAUCGAGGUGCUAAGUUUCUUGGAAGAGUGGCUCAAGGUACUGAGUUUUGGCACCUCCUCAGGGCCCCCCCAGGGAAUCUGUGGCCCCCCACCAGUCAGUCCGGGCAGCAGAAACGGGACGAUGGGGCAAGAUGCAGAAGGCCGGUACCACCCCGGGGACCCUGAACAAUCUGUCUCCACCGAGAGCGUUGCUGAUAGGGGGCCCGAAAGCCAGGAAGAACAGAGGCCAAUCUCGAGGGUAGAGGGUGCAGGAAUUGAGAAGCGUAGCCCCGAUGGGGACCUGCCCAUGGAUGGAGCAGAACCUCGCACCGGGAACACUGGUGAUAAAGGGCUUGAGAGCCAAGAACGGAUGAUGCCAGGCCAAAGGGGGGAGGGUGCAGGAAUGGAGAAGCGGAGCCCAGACAGGGACCUUCCCAUGGAUGAGUAAGUCACAUUCGCGAGGAGCUCUUUGCUAAGCGUCUACCUCUUAUUCCAGGGAGUGUUGGGAAAGGGAACUCGAGAAUAAAAGAAAAAUGAGAAGCAG